Messenger RNA from Lobosporangium transversale, 804 nucleotides. RefSeq lists its product as hypothetical. Lineage: Eukaryota; Fungi; Mortierellomycota; Mortierellomycetes; Mortierellales; Mortierellaceae. The transcript is spliced from 2 exons. The coding region runs from base 1 to 804 and encodes 267 amino acids. The record is from RefSeq and is a predicted model, not a curated record.
AUGCAUGGAGGAAUGAGUGAAGGAAAUGAGCGGAACAAAUUAAUCAAGCACACUUCAGAAGUUAUUGAGGAUAGUCUGUUGGAUGAUGUAGAUGAAAUAGAUCGCGCUGAUGAUCUAGAAGAAUUCGAUUCUGACUGUGAGCAUGGGAGCGAGGAAUCAGACUCUGACCGGGACUCGUGGAACGUUGACUACAAUGACUAUUCGAGUGGGGCUUCGGAUUCCGACCCAGAAAUAGAGCCUGAAUCAUCUGCAGCUCCUGUUGAAGCCAUUAGCAUCCAUCCUUCUGCGGAUUUUGGUACCGGGGAAAGCUCACUCAUGCCGGGUGGCUCAGAGAGUCCAGAACUAGACGAGAGUGUCAUUGCGAACGCCAAUGAAAUAGCAACUGAGAUUUUGUGCUCGGAGGUGCAUGAUUACCAAUGGAUUAAGUCGACUCUCGAUGAUGAAACGAUCAAAGACAUUGUAAACGACUCCCGUACAGAACCGUAUGACUACCUGCCCCGUAUUUUUUACGUGAACGAGGAGGACUUCAGCGCUUGGCUUGAACAGGAUAGUCUCGAUCAUUAUUUUGUUUGGAUGCGCCGUGUACAUCGAGAUAAUAAGGCAGAUGGCAGAAGCAAAUACUUUUAUUUUCAAACCCACGAAUGCCACCGUAACCAUGACUCGCGAGGCCAAAAUCGCGUUCAAACCGCUCAACAAGACUCCCCUCAAGACUCCUCUCAAGAUUCCCCUCAAGACCCUGGGCAGGAACAAGGAGGCGCGUCUUUAAGAAGAGCCAAAAAGUUGGAUGUAGAGCAAAGCUUCUAG